AUGUUCAAGAUUUCGUGGAAUCAGCCCAAAUGUAUUCUGAUGACCUGGGACGAAAUGAUGCCAGUGGACGGGCAUCAAUGUAACACGCGUCAUUCUGGCAAGAAUCAGUUUCAAGCUGCCCUUUUGUGGGAGGGAGACAGUACUGUCCUCUUCACCAACUACGAGGAUAUUCAGAUGCCCUUGGACUGCGUUUCCAAAAGAUAUGCCAUGGUAAGAGUCGGAAAAAUAUGUCAUUAG
This is a messenger RNA of Oikopleura dioica, 237 nucleotides long. The record is from the annotation of a GenBank genome assembly. Lineage: Eukaryota; Metazoa; Chordata; Appendicularia; Copelata; Oikopleuridae.